This is a messenger RNA of Periconia digitata, 1683 nucleotides long. The record is from the annotation of a GenBank genome assembly. Lineage: Eukaryota; Fungi; Ascomycota; Dothideomycetes; Pleosporales; Periconiaceae.
UCCCACUGUUGAAACACUCCCCCAGCGCCCAACACCAUCGCGUCAUUCAUAAACCCUCCGUUCCCCCCCCCAUCCUCCCCCCCUCCCAAAGAGGAGAGAGAAAGAGAGAGAGAACGAAACCGCGAAGCCUUCUUGGUCCUGCUAUCGCCUGCUUAUAUCCGCCCGUCCAGCCAAUCCCUCCAAUUCACCAAUUGAUUUGAUCCGCUUCGCCCUCUUCUACUAAACUCCGCUGCCUACCUGCUUCCAAUUCCCUCCCGUGACUAAUCCCUCUUCACGCCCUUCGCCAUUCACCAACCAGCAUUCGGACAAUUGAUAUUUCGUCCGUCCCCUCCCCCCGACAAAAACCAUUUAUUCGAUUCCCUUGGGUUCCACGGAUACGGCCCGGCCUACCUAUAUAAGUCGUGUUCGCCCCCUCAGCCUUCACAGUCAUACUCUACCCAACAACUUCGCUGCUGCCUACUGGACCACCGACCCUCGCACUGCGGCUUAUAUAGAACGCAGCCUCCCACCUCACCUCGCCUUUACAGCGCAGGCACCCCACUUCACAAUCCAACCGCCAUGGAAGCAAACUUCAAGUCCACCCCCAGUCAAAGACUCACCGUUUCCUCCCUCCUCUCCCCUCCCGAAAUGAAGAGGUCAGAGUCAUUUGGCUCCGUUGCCGCCCAUUCUCAAGCCAGAUCCUCCUUCUCCUCCUUCAAUUCCGAAGCCCCGAAACCCCCCAUGGCUGCCUUGUUCGCCCCAACAUCUUCAACCCCCAACCGUGCCGCCUACGCUUCCCCACCAAUCUCGCCAUACGACUCCCAAGCCACCAAGGAAAACGUCGAUUGCGCCGACGAGGAGGGUGUAAGGGAUCCCCAACUCUUUGUCCGCAGUGACCCUGCCAGCACCAUCUCGCUCGACCAGCCGCUGUUCCCUCAGGAGCCCGUCGACCGCGCCGCCCAAGACGCCAUCAACAACCACAUGAAGUCAUCCGACUUUGCCAAUUUGCCCAGCAAACCGGCUCGCGAGGAUUACGAGUUGGCCGUGUCCUUUGUUUCCACCGUCUACAAAUCGUACAACAAGAACCCCCGUGCCUGGUGGGCUCAAGAGCGGGAGUUUGAGCAGCGGUACAGCCGCCCCACAGGCGUCCAGAAGAGACCGGCACUGAAGAAGUUGGCACCCGCUCCGUCGUCCAAACAGAAGAUUGCCCUUCCUAAGCUCACCCGCCCUCCUCGCGCUCCGAAGCGUACUCCCGUCACUCAAGUCUAUGACUCGUUUGACCACACCCCCGCAUCUUCGUCGCCUAAGCCUCCGCGCCCAGCCACCAAUCGCGAUGACACCGAUUACAACUCGCUCCCCGACUAUUCGCCACCUCUCGACACGCUGCCCAAGGGCAACAACAAAGUUCUCAAGGCCGAUUGGAAAGGUCAGAUGCUCGAUCUCUCCAAGGAUCCAGACCACCACAUGCUGCACGAGGCUGAAGUCAACCUUGCAUCGACACUUCGCCUGUCAUGUGCAACCUACCUCUGCAGCAAGCGACGCAUCUUCCAGGCCCGAAUUGACGCUUUGAAGAUUGGCAAGGAGUUUCGCAAGACGGACGCUCAGCAAGCCUGCAAGAUCGACGUCAACAAGGCCAGCAAAUUGUGGCAAGCCUACGACAAGGUUGGCUGGUUCAAGGCCGACUAUUUCAGACAAUAUGUCUAA